CCCCAACAAGAUUUUCCCCACUUCAACAGAAACAGAACCUAUGGAGCUCAGACACCCUAGCGGCAAGGAUGAGAGCCUGUUCAUGUGCUCUGAACUCUACAUCGCAGCGUUCAAGGGGCGCACGCAGGAGGUCGCUGGCCUCCUAACGGGAAGAAACAGCAGCGGCACAACGGCGGCAGCUCGGAACGGCGGGCCUGCCAAGGUGGCCGGUCACGGCGGACGAUGCACGGCCCAUGAGCUCACGGCGGAGCGUAACACGGUCCUCCACAUCGCUGCCGGGCAGGGCCAUGGCGGCCUCGUCGCCGAGCUCUGCUACAGCUACAGCUCCCUCCUCUCCGCCGUGAACAGGGCGCUGGACACGCCGCUGCACAGCGCGGCGAGGGCAGGCCACGCCGACACCGUGGAGACAAUCGUACGGUCGGCCCGAGCCAACGUGGAGGAAGACGCCCUCCAGGGGAUCCUCCGCGGCAAGAACGAGGCCGGGGACACCGCGCUGCACGUCGCCGCGAGGCAUGGUCACCUCGCGGCGGUGGAGAUGCUGGUGAAGCUGGCGCCGGAGCUGGUGGCGGAGACGAACGGUGCUGGAGUGUCGACCCUGUACCUGGCGGUGAUGAGCGGGUCAGUGGACGCCGUCAGGGCGAUCGUCGUCUCGGUCUCGCACGGGGACGCGUCGGCUGCCGGGCCGGACUCGCAGAACGCUCUGCACGCUGCUGUUCUCCAAAGUUCAGAAAUGGUUGCUCUGCUCUUGCAACUGAGGCCAGCACUCGCCGGAACCGUCGACGCAAACAAGAGCAGCCCUCUGCACUUCGCCGCAUCUGACGGGGACUGCUUGAUCAUCGAAGCGCUCCUAGUGCAUUCACCAUCAAGCACUGUAUAUCUACAGGAUAAUGAUGGCAUCUCAGCUCUGCACGCCGCGGCACUGAUGGGCCAUGUCGCUGCUCUCCAGUUAUUCCUACGAUUGUACCCUGCUUGUGCAGACAUUCGUGAUGACCGCGGUAGAAGCUUCCUGCACAGUGCAGCCAUGAAGGGCCGCUCCUCCAUCGUGUCUUAUGUUAUAAAGAAUAAGAUGCUGGAGCAUCUUAUGAACUCGCAGGACAGGGAAGGAAAUACACCGCUCCAUUUGGCUGUGAUGGCUGGGGAACACAAAGUUAUAUCCAAGCUGUUAGCAUGUAAGAAGGUGCAUUCCCAUGUUAUGAACAAUGAUGGCCGGACUCCAGCUGAUCUCAUAGAGGAUUCUACAGGGUUCUACUCAAUGGUAAGGCUAGUGGUGAAUUUCUAUGUUAAAGGAGCACCAUUCAGACCAGAGAGGCAAGACCAUAUAGAGAAAUGGAAGGGACAGAAUAUCAUGAAAUGGCGAGAGACGACAUCAAAAAAUCUCGCGAUUGUCUCCACUCUCGUGGCGACGGUUGCCUUCUCGGCAGCGUUCAACGUGCCUGGAUCAUAUGGGUCUGAUGGAAAGGCAAAUCUCGGUGGGGAUCGUUUGUACAAUGCCUUCCUAGCCCUGGACACCAUUGCCGUGACCACUUCCGUGGUUGCAACAAUACUGUUGAUCUAUGGGAGAGCUUCACGGUCACACCGCUCAUGGAUUGGCUUCAUGAUCUCAAUGCACUUUCUUUGGCUGGCACUGAACAGCAUGAUGCUAGGUUUCUUCAUGGCUAUAGCCGCUGUGAUGAGCGAUAAGAAUCCCAUGAAGAUCGCAUUGUCUCAGCUGAUGUACCUUGGGUUAUACAUCAUGAUGACUCUGCUUGCAUGCCUUGCAACGCCUGGAUCACUUGGAGGUGUUGUGCAGUUUUUGGUUGGCAGUAGGUCAGAACCACGACAGCGUUCCAAGAGACGCAUAAGCCGGCAAUUUCCCUUUGUCAUGUUUUAUGCCUUCAACGUUGUUGCAUUCAUCAUUGUAAAUACUAUAGUACUUGUAUCUGUUAAUGUCAGUGGCCGCUUGCCACGGUAG
Molecule: messenger RNA, 1951 nt
Organism: Lolium rigidum
Lineage: Eukaryota; Viridiplantae; Streptophyta; Magnoliopsida; Poales; Poaceae
Product: ankyrin repeat-containing protein At5g02620-like
Exons: 3
Coding region: 41-1951 (636 amino acids)
Cellular component (GO): plasma membrane
Molecular function (GO): protein phosphatase 1 binding; protein phosphatase regulator activity
Source: RefSeq, a predicted model, not a curated record